Molecule: messenger RNA, 477 nt
Organism: Rhinocladiella mackenziei CBS 650.93
Lineage: Eukaryota; Fungi; Ascomycota; Eurotiomycetes; Chaetothyriales; Herpotrichiellaceae
Exons: 1
Coding region: 1-477 (158 amino acids)
Source: RefSeq, a predicted model, not a curated record
AUGUCAUACCCACACACCCUCACCUCCCUCACCCCACGCGAAGCCAUCACCGACGCCUUAUACCGCGCCAUCAUAGGAUUCGACCGCAAUGACGUCUCAAUCUUCAACUCGGCAUUUGCCGAAGACGUCAUCGGAGAAAUACGUGCUGGUGACGGAGGAAUCAUCGACGGUCUCUCUAACGUCCGCGCACAGGUACUCGAUCACGUUGGACACAUGGAUACGACGCAUAUGAUCAGCAAUGUCCGCGUGGAUGUUAAGGAUGGAGCUAAUACGGCUUCUCUUACUGCUUAUGCGUUGGCGCAGCAUUGUCCACCGGGAAAGGGGAAGGAGCCAGAUGCCCCGAAAUACUUAGUGGGUGGAGAGUAUUGGAUGGAUCUGAUGAGGGAUGAGGGGGAUGGGUUGUGGAAGAUUAAGAAGUGGGUGUUGGACGUUAUUUGGACGCAGGGGGAUGCUUCGGUGAUGCAGAAGCCUCAUUAA